Aphanomyces invadans is the source of this 4151-nucleotide messenger RNA. Its product is annotated as serine/threonine protein kinase. Gene Ontology annotation, molecular function: ATP binding; protein kinase activity; protein binding. Lineage: Eukaryota; Oomycota; Saprolegniomycetes; Saprolegniales; Verrucalvaceae. Bases 41 to 4093 code for a protein of 1350 amino acids. The transcript has 6 exons. Gene Ontology annotation, cellular component: chromatin; nucleus. The record is from RefSeq and is a predicted model, not a curated record. Gene Ontology annotation, biological process: protein phosphorylation; regulation of DNA-templated transcription.
CGCAAAUUCGACGCGCGGACGAGACGACACCGCUUGCGCCAUGGCCUCAGGAGUGCCAUCGUCAUCGUCUCAUGCUUUUUCGAUGGAGGCAGUUGCCGCGUUGCGGGGAUUCGAGCUUCUUACUCGCUGCGUGUAUGUUCCGCCGCUUACGCAGCCGUCGCCAGUGGAAGCAGAACCGUGCUUCUGUAGCUCCACGGACCACACGGAUAGUGCGUGCCACGACACGGAAUGCAUCAACUACGCGACGUACGUGGAAUGCCCGCUGGAUCGAUGUCCUACCGGUCAUGCCUGCCGCAACCAGAGACUGCAACGUCCCGAAUUGUUUCCACGUCUUGAACCAUUCCAGACCGAACUCAAGGGCUUUGGCGUGCGGACGACCGAACGCGUGCGUGCACUUGACCCAGUCGGCGAAUACGUGGGUGAAAUCAUCGGGCAAAAGGAGUUGUAUCGUCGCACGAGCGGCCUUGGGCGGACGGAGACCAACUUUUACUACCUCCAGCUGUCGAACGGCGUGUACAUCGAUGCCCGGCAUCGCGGCGGGUUCACGCGGUUUGUCAACCAUAGCUGCAAACCGAAUUGCAAGGCUGAAAAGUGGACGGUUGGGGGCGAAACUCGACUGUUGGUGUUUGCGCUUCGGGAUCUCGAGCCGGGGGAGGAGCUCACGUUCGACUACCAAUGGACAGUUCUCGGUCGACAGAGAAUAAAAUGCUUUUGCGGGGAAGUCGAGUGCAAGGGGUUCAUCGGUGACGAAGUCGAGAAAAAGCCCAUGGACACCCCAGAUGGCGUGUUCCAGGACCCGACGGACACGGACUCCAUCGACGAGCACCUCGUGGGUCGGACCCUGCGAUUAUUCAACGCAUCGUCGACGAGCGACGGAUGUAAUGGCAGCACCGUUCCAUCGACAUUCUCGGUCGUACUGGUCAAGAGCUUCGACCCCACGACACAAGAGCACACGGUGGUGGACGCCACCGUCGACGGCACGAACAGCCCGACCUAUUCCAGGAUAAAUCGGCGUCGUCAGCGUCCGUCCAAUCGAUACGAUACCAGCAGUAGCAGCAGCGACGACGAAAUAUCUCUUGGCGACUCGAAACCAGCGUCACACGACACGUCACGAAGGGUCAACCUGUCGACGAUCCAGUGGCAAGUAUACAUUGACCUCCGCGGGAUGUCGCCCGAUGCCGUGCAGAAAGCUGUCUUUUCCAUCCCCAAGCUGAAUCGACCGCCACGCCGCCCAGACGCUCAAGUGUCGCUUUCGAGUGCAGUUCCGUCGGCGCCGGCGUCACCGCUGUACUUGACACCGCCCCAACCGUCCACCCCGACUUUGUCGAAUGGGAUGCCGCAGCUUCAGACGUACAAACUCCUACUCAAGGGACUGCCCCCUGCCGUCAAUGCAGCGCUUCUCAAGCGCAUGCUCGGACAUCGUGCAGGGACCCUCGUCGCGAUGGACCUCUUUUUCAUGGACACGCCGAUCUUUGGUCGUGUCGGUUGGGGCCUGGUCGAGUUUUCAGAUGCAGGCGUGUUCGAAGCCAUGCGAGCGCGUUUCGACAAUAAACCGUUCCUCACGACAACCGUGCGGUCGUUCCUGGCAACGGAUCAAGGCAUCGCGGGCUUUCAUCGCAUGAAGCAGCAUGUCCGACGGACAGCAACUGACAAUCCAGGUUCUCGGCCGUCGUCCUCGUCCAGCCACCGCCCGCCCUCUCGACAGCACCUGCGAUCGGACAGCCCCAUGAACCUUUCCCCAAUGGCGACAACAUCUGCAUCCGCGACAACAUCCUGUCCAAGCCACACGACGCCAUCAUCACUACCGCCCCCAACCCUGGAUGAAUACUGCAUGGGUCGCAAACUGAACUGGGUCGUGGAAUCGUCGUCACCCGAAUGGAAUUACGUGUCGCCGUCACGAAAGGCGGGACUGUCGGCGGCCGUCGAAGCCACGCUGCAAACGAAUUGCACCAAAAUCAUAGUGUCUGUGGUGAAGAUGCUCAAAUUCAACCGCGAAGACUUCGCCACCGCCGUUGUUCUCUUCCAUCGAUACGUGAGUACACACACGAUGAACGUGUCCACGAUCGAAUGGAUGGCCGCUACGUGUCUGCACGUUGUUCUGAAAGCGCACUCGCGCCAGUUCGAUUGGAACACGUUCCUCACGACAGUGUACACGGCCAAGUACAAUGGCGGCACUGGGGACGCAGACGCUGCGCCGCCGUCGGCGCAAGAACUGAAACGAGUUGAGCAUCUCGUCCUGUCGAUGGAGGCACCGCUGCUGGAAGGUCUCCGGUUUGACAUUAGCUCGACGGAUCCGUUUGCCAUGUUGGACGCGUGCUUUCGGGGCGGCAACUUGGAUGCCGACGACCGCGCCCAUAAAUUUGGCAAGCGUCUGGUGACCGAUAUCCUGCCCGUCACGUCCUUGUGGGUGCAGUUUCACGUCGAGUGUUUGGUGGUGGCCGUGCUGUACAUCGCAAGCGCUGCCGCCGCCACAGCCACCCACCCACAUGAGUUGCCGUCACCCCCACCAUAUCUCCCGCGCCUCCUGGCAUCGCAUCGCUACACGUUUGACUGUGCGAUCACGCAGCUACUGACCAUCUUUUACGCUGCGAGAUGCACCGAUCUUCCCCGUUCGACGGUCGAACAACGUAUUCAGCAGUUCCUCGAUGCCCAAGAUGCGUGUGGAGCCCCUGCGAUUCUCUUUUUGCCGUCGACUUGGCCGUCGGCAUUCUUGGCGCGGCAGGCGCCCCACCACCGAGUCCAAUUGAUGGCGAGUCACGUCGAGUGCGUGACGUCGAUUCGCCGUCGUGCAUUCGUCGGUCGCGUCAAGACCACGGGCGUGCCAUGGCCGGAACUGGCGGGUCGCGCGGUGUAUCUGCAACCGUGGCCGUACCGUCAGUCGGCGUCGUCGCACCACCACCAUCCAUCUCGAGGCAUGCCGGACGCCUGUUUGCGGGAACUCUCGACGCUUGUCAACGUCCACGCACGGGCCCCGACUUUGUUUGUGGCCCCAGUGGGGAUUUUGUUUCCACGGCGCGGCGGGGACGAUGUGGCCCACGAGGCGAGUAGUGCGACGAUGGAUAUUCACACCGAUUGGUUCCCGGUUGACAAGGCCGACCGGCACUCGUUUCGCCAUGGGUCCAAGUCGUCCGAGGCCAAGCCAACUCUUUCCAAAACGCUUCAGGAGAACGUCCAUUACCUCGUGUACGACCGACCGCUGCACACAGUGUCCACGCUGCUCGAAUCGACGGCCGACGCUGGAAUCCUGUCGUUUGCGACACGAAAGCGGAUGCUGUACCACUUGCUGCAGAGUGUCGCCAUGUGCCACGAGCAGAACAUUGUUCACCGAUUCCUCUCCCCCGCGAACUUGUUUGUCUUUGCCAAGUACGUCAAAUUGGGGGGAUUCCACUGUGCCCGCCACGUCGACACGAAAGGAGCGACAACCUUGCGAGGAUACGUCCUGUCUGAUAGCGAACACCUCGAGCAUUGCACGGGGUCGGCCUUGCAUCUCGCGGCGCCAGAGCUCCUCCUCGGCGACAAGGUGUUUACCAAACGCAGCGACGUGUGGAGCUUGGGCAUCGUGGGGCUCCAAAUUAUGCUGCAUGGACCGCCGCUCAUCGUUGGAAGGGACGUCCCGAAGCAGCUCGAGUACUUGUACCGCAUCUGCGGAUCCCCUCGAGAAGACUUGUGGCCGGACGCGAUGCACCUGCCCAACUUUGUGCAGCCCAACCGCAAGUACCAAACCCGUCUGCGUAAAGUCAUCCUCGAACGCAUGCAGUCGUUCCCGGACGCUGGCAUUGAAGUGUUUGAAAACCUUCUCGCGUUGGACCCGAAGCGACGAUGGCACGCGAAGCGGGCGCUGCAGGCGCCGUGGUUUGCCGACCAAGACGACGCAAUUUUGUUUGACUUUUCAACGAUUCCGCCCACGUUGGAGAACGCAGCAUCGACGUCGUUUCACCACCACAAAGAUAAGGGACUGCCGUCGUCGGCGAAGAAGCGAAAAGGACAUCACGGCGAACACACGGACAAAUCCACCCGCGAUCGCCACCACCACCGUCAUCAUCGUCGAUCUGGUGGCAGCGCCACUGGCUCCGUCGACGACGCCGUCAGAUAGCCAGGCUAGUACAAGACAUGCGAUGUCCUCAAAAACCAAGAUCCUCUUGAACACACGC